GAAUUUGUGUGAAUUCGAGUCAGUCGAAAGGUCUUGGAUAAUAGAAGACUCUAGUUUGUUUUGUUUUUUGUCAAUUUUUCUUUUUGGAGAAGAAUGAACUACGAUACAGCUACGAGUUCAUUUCCUGCAUCGCGUGGUCGUGGAAGAGCUGCUAUCUUACCUGCAUGGAUGACAGAUCCGGUACUCGCUAAAGAGGCAAGAAGCUCUUUAACAAAAGAAACAUCUACUGAACCAUUCAGUUCUUCUUACAAAGACAAUUUACAAGAAACUUCUCAACCUAAUAAAACACACUAUGUUGACAAAACGGAUUCUUGCCUUGCGGAUCAAAAGUCUCCAAACAUCAAUGUUGCCAUAAAAGAAAAAUAUCGUUCAACUAGUGGUUCUUCUGAAAUGAGAACUGCCUCUUCUUAUGAUUCCAAUCUUGAAAAAGCUCCCAAACCUUCUUCAGUACCGAAUUCCGUUCCUACUAGUAAUAAAACUAAGGAUGUCUAUGUUUCAACGCCAAUCAAUCCAUCUCCUUUUUCCCCAGCGUUAACCAAUUUUUCUAAACACGCCACCGAUGAUGCCACUAGGCAAUUGGAUGUUACAAUUCAUAAAAAAAAUUUUAAUCCGCCUGAUAGAAAAAACUCAAAAUCGUCCACAUCAUCGCGUGAUCGUGAUUUAAACCAUUCAAAAACGUCACGAACCCAUUCGAAUACAUCUCAACUUGUUUCCUCUUCUUAUCAUGAAAAUUCAUGUUAUUGUGGUAAAAGCUCUCAUAAACUGCAAUGUGAUUGUACCCUCAAGUUAAGGGACCAUCAUUACGUUAAAAAAAAAAGAUCUCGUUCAUGCUUAAGAGAUUCAGAUUCUCAUAAGCUUCCAACGGAUACUUAUAAGAAAUCGGCACGUCAAAGCUUACCGCCUAUAAGCGAUGUACAUGUUGCUGACAUGUUAUGCGAAGAUCUCAUUCAAAUAUGUAAUAGCCAAUCGUUCAGGAAGCUAACAGCUCGUUUGGUUCAGUUCCGUGAAAAUGUUGACACUGAGAUAUUUGUAUUUGAAGAUAUCAAUGGCCAUGUUGGCUCUUGGCGUUCUUUUGAAAAGUACUGGCUAAGUGACAAAAGGCUUCAUUUCUCGGUGGAAGUCACUCACCGAGUAUCGAUUGCGGCCAGCAAGACAACAUCGUAUGUUUUACAACUAGAAUGGAUUAUACCUCUUGAAUUCCAUGAUUCACAUAACAAAAAAUCAACUUCUCAUUUCGCAUUAUAUGAAUGUCGUGAAAAGAAACUGACGCGUUGUUUUCAAUUUCAAAAUUCUCUUAAAGAUUAUAUGAAAAAAGAAAUGAGCUUCACUUUUAGAAGAUUAAGACAGGAGCGUGCAUGGCACUAUGUUGUGAAGUAUAUUUUAAAAAAAGGGUACAAACCAAGUAUUAAUUGCGUCUUUUGGGAUUUUAUAGAAAACAAAAAUGUAGCGGAACCACUUGUGUUAAAUUAGUUUCAUCAAAAAAUAAAGUUAAUGAAAAAUUUUUUUUCGAGUUUGCGCUUACAAUUG
Hylaeus volcanicus is the source of this 1527-nucleotide messenger RNA. RefSeq lists its product as uncharacterized. The record is from RefSeq and is a predicted model, not a curated record. The coding region runs from base 94 to 1470 and encodes 458 amino acids. The transcript is spliced from 9 exons. NCBI's taxonomy places the organism in Eukaryota, Metazoa, Arthropoda, Insecta, Hymenoptera, Colletidae.